CAAAAAUCUUCUAACACAACAAUGUACAACAACUUAGAUGGACAGCAGUUUCGAAGAAUAGGAUUUUUUUUUCUUUUUCUUUUUUCAUUCUUGAGAAAAGAGAAGCCCCAGAUCUGGAGCUAAUGGCUUCUUCACUCAUUUCUUGUCUUGUAACUAAAAGAGAAUAGUCCAAAGGAAUUAUGUUUGAGCUUGAAGACAACAAGGCCAAGCUCUGGUGUGACUGUCCCUUUUGGACCGAAGAUGGUAUGUGCCUGUUGCGUGACUGCAGCAUCUGUGAAUGCCCAGAAAAUGAAUUUCCAGAACCUUUUAAGAGGCCCUUGCUCCAGGGCCUUCCACCUGACAGUUUUGUGUGUCAAGAGGGAAAGCAGCAGGGGACUUUUGACUGGACGCUAGACAGUAGAGCUUUCAGAGGCUGGGUUGAGACAGAUAAUCCUUGGACAAAUGAUGAGGAGACGGAUAAUGGUGAGAUGACAUAUGUGAACCUUCUAUUGAACCCUGAACGUUACACUGGCAAUGCUGGUCCAUCACCAAGAAGGAUAUGGGAUGCUGUGUAUUCUGAAAAUUGCCCGAAAUAUUCAUCUCAGGACAUUUGCCAGGAGAAAAAAGUAUUAUACAAAUUAAUAUCUGGUCUUCACUCCUCAAUUUCGAUCCACAUAGCUGCUGAUUAUCUUCUUGAUAAGACUACUAAUCUGGUUCUCCUUCUGCCUCAUAUCAUGUGACUAUUUUUCUUUGGUGCACCAAACGUACUGAGGAGUGAAGGAGAACAUCGGUUGAAUAGUACCGAUUCCAAUUUGAGUGUGAGGUGGAAAUCGGAUUGUACCGGACCUCGUCCACCCCUAAUUUUAACCAUAACUUAACACUGCUAUGUUAUGUAAAUCAAAAAAUUUGGGCCAAAGCAUCUGAUGUCGAAGGGAAAAUGCACAUGUCGUUUGAGUAA
This is a messenger RNA of Prunus persica (peach), 937 nucleotides long. Its product is annotated as endoplasmic reticulum oxidoreductin-1. Bases 180 to 719 code for a protein of 179 amino acids. The transcript is spliced from 4 exons. Gene Ontology annotation, biological process: protein folding in endoplasmic reticulum. The record is from RefSeq and is a predicted model, not a curated record. Lineage: Eukaryota; Viridiplantae; Streptophyta; Magnoliopsida; Rosales; Rosaceae. Gene Ontology annotation, cellular component: endoplasmic reticulum; endoplasmic reticulum membrane. Gene Ontology annotation, molecular function: protein-disulfide reductase activity; FAD binding; thiol oxidase activity.